GUCAGCAAUGACGACCAGGCAAAAGCAAAUUUCUUAGCUCCUGACAUGAAUUACAUUGCUGGGAAAAUAGAAGAUCAACAACCUGAUGAUGUGGAUUUUGCUGGAGUUCAAAAUUUCUACAGCAAAAUUCCAACCAAGUUUCGUGACCCAAGCUCUGCACCCCUUAGAAAGCUCAGUGUGGACUUGAUAAAAACCUACAAGCAUAUUAAUGAGGUAAUUAAAAUGUCUGAUGGUAUCAUUUUGAGACACAUGUAAAUUAGACUAAAUGCGAACAGACUCCCAAGUGGAGCGGACCAAAAAAGAAAAUCGGCGAUGAAAGUAAGCUGAGUGUGGCCUGGGGCAGAAAAAGGCGAGGGAGCCUGUAGACUUUCUUUUGAUGCCAACCAUUCAUGUUACAGAUUCUGGUAUCACAAUCUGAUUGGUCAGAUCUGUAACUGUUGACAAGUGAGCAAUGAGUAAUACCCUCAUGCACGCGAAUGUUAUCAAAGCUGAUGCAUUCAAGCCUAAAAACAUCAUAAUUUGACAGGUCUAAUUACCUUAUUGACAUGUUAUUGACACAUAUGUUACAGGAUAAUUGCAAGUGGGCGGUUGAUCGACAUCAAAACAAAGUCUUCAUGCUCCCCCGCUUUUUUUUUCUCUACCCCACUUUGCUCCCUUUUUUCUUUUUUCGUCCCGCGCCAUUUGGGAGCUUGUUCGCAGGCUAGAUUAAAUUAGAUGUAAAAAGCAGUGAAAUUUCUCCUCAAAUCAAUUUGUAUGGUUGAAUUCAUAACCAGGCAAGAUGAAGCAAAUCCUGCGUCUACCCUUGUGGGCAAGAUGGCCUAUUUUGUGCAUUGGUCCCGCAAGAAAAAGUACUCUUUUUAGCCAUCACAAAGCUUGUUCAGUCACUAAGAUGGCUGGAUAUUGGCCUCAUUUUUUUAUUUAUUUUUUUGCAUUUUUAUUGACCCUAGCGUCAUCUCAGUUUAUAAGAUGUAAGAACUAACAUGGUCAAUAUCUACCCAUCUUGACCCUAUGUUUGGUGAAUAACAACUAGAUACUCUGCUUAUACCUUGGUAUAACUUGUACUGAAUGCCCUUCAUGGCACCAAAAUCUGCAAUUUACACCUCAAUUUACACCCCAAUUUACACACUGAAUUUACACCUCUACUUAUGUGAAAAAACAAACCUUUCCCCUUUCAUACCGAAGCUUCCACUCCCUAUGGUAGGUUGCAGAGUGCAGAGUCUGAUAGCCUAGGGCUAGUAAAGGACCCUUUAGACUAGCGUGUGUCAAUUACUACAAUUGUCCUUUAGGAAGGGAACGUUUGCCAAAGUAAAUGGUAUGUGUAAAGGUUUGUAAGCCUGCAUGGUUUAGUAAUAUAGAGACACAACCUGCUUUAACCAUUGGACUACAGGGAAACUCAUGGUGAGUGAGGUCAUUUACCAGGUUGUUAUAUAUUUUUUUUAAGGUGUACUAUGCUAAGAAAAAGAAACGGAAGGAGUUAGAGAAAAAUGAAGAGGGUGGACACAAGAAAGAAAGGCGAUUAUACAAUGAUGGAUAUGAUGAUGAAAAUUUUGACUAUGUUAUAAAAGCGGGAGAAAAGUGGUUUGAUCGUUAUGAAAUAGAGUCAUUGAUUGGAAAGGGAUCUUUUGGUCAGGUAUUUAGAACAUCCUUAUAAAUUGUGUUUUUAUGUGUUUUUGAUGGAGUGACAAGUAAAUAACCAUAAAUGAAACAGAUUUUUUCCCACUUAGUUUUGUCACAAUUUUUUUAAGAUAUAUUUUUUACAUUAUUUUUGUUAACUUGUUUAUUGUAGCUUGAUUGCUGAAAUGAGAAAUUACAGCUUGAUCAGAAAACUUCAGCCAUGGGAUUAAAAGAAAACCAAUUUCGGUUCAAAUGUUUAAACAUCAGUUUUAAAUGGUUUCUUUCUUUGUUGCAAAGCUGUAGGCAAACAAAGAGCUUUUUAUCAGUCGACAAUUGUCUCUAUUUUUGAAAUAAGUCAAUUAAAAUGCAGGUUUUUCCUUUUAUGCAAAUUUCGUUUGAAGGGGUUUUCCCUAUGGGUUUGCUGUCUUCCGCACGAGAAGUUAAGAUUAUUCAGAUUUUUUUCAAAUGUUAAUCCGUCAAUAUAUUUUGGUAUAGCCUGUUGUUAACAUUAUUGUUUUUAAUAUGUACAGUAUUCCUAGAACUAGGCUAGAUUUGAUCUAAAAGUUGACCUACCAAAACGCACAAAUUCUCUUGAGUUUAUUGCGAAAAAGAUGCUUUUGUUUGAGUUGUCUUUAACUAUUGUUUUAUUUGAAAUUGGGAUUUUACCCAGAGAAGUCAGUACAAAAAUUAAAUCGCCUUAGAUAUCGUACUCUUCUAUUAAGUUUCGUUUUGUUGCUUUGGAGAAACGAGUUCCCGGUGAUAGCUGGAAGUGAUUUGUAAGGAGCAACAACAACGAGUGCGCGCAUUUCAGUCGACAAACAGCGAUAUCAAUUACAUGUUUUUUACUCUUUCUGUUAUUUUAGGUUUGCAAGGCCUACGACCAUCAAGAAAAAGAGUACAUCGCCAUUAAAAUCAUCAAGAAUAAAAAGCCAUUUUUAAAUCAGGCCCAGAUUGAAGUUCGGUUGCUUGAACUUAUGAACGCACAUGAUCCCGAGGGAAAAUAUUACAUAGGUAAGAAAUCGUAGUCAAUAGAGUGGAAUCUUGUUACAUAACGAACCCUUUUGUAACCGAGGUGACAGUAUAACAAACGCCCGGGGGUGGGGGAUCCCCCCUACUUAAAGUAGCUAUGUCACGCUACUUGCCAUCUUUUUAAACAGCUGGAACUUUUUUUUCCCCGCAUCUAUCGAAUUCCAACAAUAAUAAUCCAAAAGGUUGAGUUUGAUCGUCCGGGUGAACGUAGUCCUGAAUAGGACUGUUGUUGUUGACAGUGACUGACGUUUCGACAACCUGUGCGGUAGUCAUCUUCAGAGUCAAAGUUUUGUUGUUCAAGACUAAAUUUAGAAAUUUUGAUGCCAUGCCUGCAAAAAUCACGAGUAAAAUUAUUAUGUUGAGGUUGUUACUCCCUGAUGAAAGAACAAAAGAAAGAGUAAACCUGUAGGUAUGUGUGCAGGCCAUUUUUCUGAAAUUAUAUGAUGAUGAUAUGGAGCAAUCUGGCCAGGAGCUAAACGACUAGGGAAAUAACAUGAAGUGACCGUGAACGCGUUCUCCUACCCGGGGUGCCAGAGGUUUCCUUUGAUUUCUACUUCCUUACGUGCGCACGGUUUACAUCAUUCGUGAACGGACCUCUGCAGUCAGGGUAGCUUUUUCCCGUUUCCAGAGCUUUUCGUUGUGUUGGAGUUCUCAUCACGUUAUAACUUUUACCCUCUCGCAUGUAACUUUUCGUGAUAUAAUACACUAAUUUGGAUAGGAGGCGAACACUUCGUAAAAUGCGUUGCAUGUUGGAGAAUGCAGUGUUAAAGGAGCUGUGUCACGAAAUUCAGCCAAAUUAGGAAAUUACAAAAUGCCUGUUAAAUUAAGAGACACGUAAAAAUAACAGAUACAGAUACAACAGAUGUAACAGAUGGGCAAAACUGAAGCAGAUUGAAACGGAUUUAAAUUAGGGUUUUGAAAACUGUUCAGCCUAACAGUUUUUUAAAGUUGAUCUCUGCUGUUUGCAACUUCAAAAAUAAUGCUCACGAGACAUAUGUGUUUGUCUCGAAUCUCUGAUUUUGUCAUUUCCAUGUAAUUUGUAUAGGUAAUAGCAUGGUUUGUAGUGAUAUUUGGCAUUAAUACUAAGAGUGAUGUUUCGAAAUUGUUAUACGUAAUUUCACGAGCCGUUAGGCGAGUGAAAUUUGAGACAAUUUUGUAAUAUCACGAGUGGUAUUUAUGCCAAAUAUCACGUACAAAUUAUGCUAUUAUUUGUUUAUACUACUACCCGCAAAAGGUUUGAAAUUUUCACAUGUAGGUAUUUCGAAUUAAGCUGAAAUACCACUGCUCUAAGCCAAUCAAAUUGCAGAAAUUUCUCAUGUAGUAGUAUAACUUUGCUUACUUUAAGUUCCAUAGUGAUAGAGGGCAAGUAAUUGGCAAAAUGAAACAAAAUGAACUGGACUGCCAUGACACAGCCCCUUUAAAUAAUUUCUCUAAGAUUGAAAUCCUAUCAGUUUAUGAACCAGAAAAUUUGUAAGGUAUCCGGUGGAAAAAGUACGUUUAUGAAUUGGGGGGGGGGGGGGGAGGGGGGGAUCUUUCCCCCCCACUUUUGUUUAGCUAGGCCGGAUCUCGUACUGAAAUCAGAACAUGCAAAUCUUAAAUUACACUUGUGUAUUAGGAGCAACUGCUCAAGGUCCCCAAAUUUGACGAUUUUUUUACAUCGGCCAUUCCAAGCUGAUUCCGAUUUCCACUCAAGUUUUGUCAAACACUAUUUCGGCUAAAAGAGCGCCCAAGAUUUAUCGUUUGCCAUCGAUCGAGCUCACGCACACAAAUAUCAACACGUGGGUGAAUGUUCGGCGCUAAACAUUUUUUUCUUCAAGCACUCGUUUUUUGUCCUUUAUUCCCUAUUGACCUUUUUUUACGUUUAAAGUUCAAUGUAAGUUAUCAUUUUAAUUGGUAAAAACAGUAAUACUGUAUUCUGAAAACAGGUUUAUUUCGAGGAAAUGAUCCUGGGUUUUGCCAAAAGCAACACAGUUAGUAGGGAAAGGACUUUGGUCCAUAUCUGCGUCCCGCUUUGGACUAUGGACUUUUCCUGAGCUUUUCUUUUCUCGGUCCCUGCGUGCCUGAUUUUGAUAUGAGGAGAAAUCAGGAGAUGAUCAUUGUUGGAAAUUAUACGGCCAGUGCGAAGUGCCCUGGAAUGUGUUAAUUUUCUCGGUCCUUGCGUGCCUGAUUUUGAUAUGAGGAGAAAUCAAGAGAUGAUCAUUGUUGGAAAUCAUACGGCCAGUGCGAAGUGCCCUGGAAUGUGUUAACGAAAGCCACAAUAUUUUAAAUUAUUUUCCUGAUUUGUCGUUCCCUAGGGGCCGGCCGUUGACUGUUGAGGGGGUGGGAUGGGGCGAUGUUUUUUUUGCGAAAAAUUUAAAUAUCCUGCGAACAGACCUGGAAGAUAACGCCAAAAAAUAAGGAAAUAAAUUCGACCACUGCACAUCAGAAGGCUGGGAAAAGAACAUGAUGUCUGAACUUAUCACCAAGCCCCCCUCCCACCCAUCAAAAAAGUCAAAUGGUCUGAUUCCCUCCCCCCCCUCUUAUGCCUUAAUACCGCUGGUCCUUAAUGCGAAGCGCUGGAAACGUAACAGCAUUUAAGGGAGAAAAAUUGUGCAGAUGAAGCAAAACAUGUUAAGGUUGCUCAAAAAUUUCGAAAAAGAGGUAAAAUUAAGGAGAAUGAGAACGAGACAGCAAAUGCCACAGCUCUGCGAAAGUAGUGUCGUUUUCGUUUUCUUUUCUAUUUAUGUGCCAAUCCAAAAUGGUCGUAUUUGUGAGAGAGAGGGACGAGAAUUCUAAUGCGUAAACUCCGGUGGGGCGUACGUUCAGUGUGCGUUAGUUUUUGACAUAGACUGUUCACAGUCCCCUAUUUUUUCGUGAGAUCGUUUCGAUAUACUGCGUCUUACCGUCACGGGUAUCUUGAUUGUGCAAAUGUACCGAGGGGGCGGGCGUCGGGGAUUAUAGCUGUUGGCGGGGGGGGGGAGGGGGCUUGCUUCCCCCAAACCGCUCCCGCCCCCUAAGUAGUUUUGACACUCAUGCAAGAUGGCAGCCCGUAACACAUAGCGCUCGAUCUCGACGAUCUUACGGAAAAAUAGAGGACUGUGAACACUAUUUUUGACAGUGUCUAUCUCUUUUUUCCAACAGUGCGACUCAGAAGACAUUUUAUGUACAGGAAUCAUCUGUGCUUAGUUUUUGAACUUUUAUCGUACAACUUGUACGACCUUCUUCGAAACACGAACUUUAGAGGAGUAUCAUUAAACCUAACGAGGAAAUUCGCUCAGCAGAUGUGUACGGCAUUGCUUUAUCUUUCUACUCCGGAACUUAAUAUUAUUCACUGUGACUUGAAACCCGAGAACAUUUUGCUGUGUAAUCCCAAGAGAAGUGCUAUCAAGAUUGUGGAUUUCGGAAGCUCCUGCCAGCUAGGACAAAGGGUAAGUAUCCUUUGCUUUAUUUUAUGACAGUGUUAGUUCCUGUAGCCUUUGAACCCAGACUCAUUUCCGCAUUUCUGGGUGGAGAGAAGCGACGACCGGAAGUACGUUUGGGUUUGCUUGCUAGUUCCUUGGUGAUUACAUUCUCGUUGACAGAGCCUCUCGUCCCUCUUGGUCGGCGGGGGCCGGGGGGGGGCGCUGCACGCGGGCCAGGGGGAGCCUCUUCAUCAUAUUCGAAGGCAGGACCAAUACUCUUGGUCUUAACUGAAUAUUAAAAAUAACGUCUUUGUCCUGCAAAAUUCUAGACUUUCGCGUGGGUUCGGUGGCAUAAAGGUGGGUUAGGUCUUUCGUUUUGGGUUUUAAAGCCUGAUUUCUAUUUGUUAUGAAGCAAUAUUAACCCUAAGCCUUUCCUUCUUGACAGUGAGAGUUAAUAAGAAAUUGUCGUAAAGCGCGUGAAGUGCUUUUUCAAGAAGAGAGAGCAUUAAAGUUUGAUUUCUGAAAACAAGGCCAAACCUGCACUGAAAAUAAUAUCAUGGAAGAUGGAAAGAUCUAUGAGAACCUGAAACAAAAGGUGCAAUUGUAGCUAAGCGCGGGAAACUGAACGUCGUGACCAACGCGGGAAAACUGCACUUUGUCUGAAACGCUGGCAAACUGCAACUGGCGUUAAGCAGUAGGCAAUUUUUGAGUUGUUCCAAGCUUAUGUUUUCAAGCAAGGCUAAGGUUAAAGCCAUUAAAUUAAAAUAGGCUUUUAUUCUCAUGCAAUUAAAACUCAUUUUCACCAGAAAGAUUUUGCACUGAGCCUCUUUGUGAAAGUGAGAGUUUUUGCAACUUGGAAAAGGCGACAAGGGCUUGAAAAGGAGUGACUUCUGCUUCGUUCUGAUUCGCUGAAAAUACGUUAUAUCUUUUUGGAAGAGAUGUGCGAAUUCUUAAAAUUACCUUAUGUAAAAUUCUCUGAUCGUAUUUUCACUAGAAAAUUGUUUCACAGUAUCCUUUUAAAAUCCAAUGAUAGAAGCCAGAUAUUACUCACCGCAAAUCAAAACAGACAAAAUUAACACAAGAAAUUCUGACAUCAUAACUAGCAGCCUAAAGCAAGUUUUUGGGGAUAAGCCAAUCACGAUUGUCCUGUGUGUUUAGUGACGUUUCUCUCAGACCACUUAGAUUCCGAUUUACGUAAUCUAGAGAGGUCGAAUCGAUAGAUUGACCGUCUUUAGGCUGUUUGGUCAAGGCAAUCUCUCUAUUUUCGUUGGUUGGCUCUGUGCAGGUGCUAUAUAUGUCAAACAUCGUCUGAAAUCAGAACGAGAUACAAUCUGAACUGUUUAGCUAUAACGCACGAUCGUUUAGACUUCAAUCCAAGAUUGGUUUGUUAUUAAAUCUGAUGAAAAAUCUUAUUAAAUGGAUCGAAAAUCGAAUACUCGUUUGCAAAAUCCAAAUUACAUUCGUUACGAGAACGCCAUACCUAUGUUCCCCACAGUUUUUUUAAUCUGUUAACAAAUUUGGCGCGGCGCGCGAGCUCGCCUUUAAACCGAGUCACACAAUUUUUCAGAAAACUAAUCUAGAGAAUGAGAAUGUAAAGGCUAUGAUUUGUUAAAAUUUCAACAAUGUGUCGAGAACUCCUCCCGCAAACUGAGGUUUUGUUGAGAAUGUGUCCCGUGAUGUCUUCAACAGAUCACUGCGGAUAUAAAAAUAUAUUUGUUUUGGUUAAUUUUUUGUUUGUUUUUCGGAUUGAAGGAGUCAAUUGAUAUUCUUGGAUUUGACCACCUUAUCUUAAAAGGAAAAGAAAUGUUUGCGCACAAUGUGUUGUUUUUUCUAGAUGAAGAGAUAUAGUAAUAUGUAUUUGGAAGUGGUGUCUCCUAAUACGCCAACCACAAUGCACUCACUUCUGUUAAAACUAAAGCAUUUCGCGGACAGACUUCGAUAUCCUCUUCUUAGCAAGACAUAUUGUCUAAAUAUAAAAGCUUUUUAGCUUCAACUGGCUGCCUUUUAAGCAGUAUUGAUAGUUUUUACUUGUCGAGCUGAAACCACAGUGCUAUAGCACAGUAAGUAAUAACACGUACAUUACGCAAACGUCAGUCUGUACCGCGUGACCAAGUUUUUCCUUCUCUUGUCGUUUACUGUUCAUCAUUUCUACACAGAAAUGAGUAGAUUCAUGCCAGUUUCGUCCAUAAGAAUUGCUUUUGACAGUUUUUAUUGGCUCAUUUCGUAAUUUUAGGAAUGUCAGGAAUCGUCGGAAAACUGUUGCCGCAAACGUGAUUCCAAAUCUGUAUAUUAUAAUAGACGGGACAAUGAGUGUGUGUACCACCCCGGGGGCGGAUGUGCAGAGCUUUUAACCUUCUUGCAUUUCAUUUUGAAUAGACCACGAGUCUCUAACUUCAUUUUUCUAUUUUUUUUUUUAAAGAAUAGAAACUUCUUUCUCGCUGUUAGCUUGUGUUCUAUACCUCUCCAUAUGUCUCCCUCGAAAAGGCUCCGUUCCCGGCACCCCCGCUUUCCCUUACUCCCUCAACCUUUACCGGAAGUUUAUACUGUCGUGGAAUAUCCCUUGAUUGACUUAAUUUUUACAUACUGCUAGCAGUCUUUUUUAUUGUACGUGUAUACACACCAGCCUUUAGUCGAGUGUUUAUACAAAAAAAAAACGCCAAGUCACGAGUGGUCAUACUUCGUAAAAGUAUAACUAAUUAAAUUUUUCCCAUGCUACUCAUAGUGACGAUGUAAAGAAACAUCUACAUCAGAAGUAAACACAAUGAAAAGUCACUUUUAAUACUAAAUAUAUAAUCUGUAACCAAGAACAUCCAAAAUUGAUCGACAGCUUGUCAAUGAAUCAAGUUUGUAUUGACUACUCACCUCUGCCUGCUCAGUUUACCUGCAUCGUCAUGAAAAGGACAAAAGACGGUUGUCGUGUGUUUCUGGCGGGUUUCAGUUGGGCUUCUUGUUUCAAAAUAUGGUUUUCUUUGGUUCCAACUUGGUGUUUGCAACACUGGUUAACUGGUUUGUUUUUUAAUCGCUUAAAUAAAUUCGUUGACUACUUUGUCCGUUAUAGCCUGAUUGUUUUUGUUUAUAUUGCAACUUGCCCUUCUAAGAAGUCGAAAUGAAAGUUAAAAUUCGGGUUUUUUUCUUUUUAUACAAAGUCCCUUCCGGCAUAUUUUUGUCGAAUGACCAGUAUUGCUUGUCGCUAUCUGCUCUGUUUUCGGCGGGAAAAUGAUUAGGCUGCAAAGAUCACUGGGAUUUUUUGAGAAUACAAUUCGUUGCGUACCGCAGAAUAUGCAACGUGUUUUAACUUGCUGAUUGGCUGUAUUAUGCAUGGCGUGAGAUAAAGCAUAAUACAUGCCAUGGGGAAAGCUGUUCUGUACUCUCGGUGCGUAAUAAGAGAUUGUCUUAUUAGCACUUAGCUUCGCGAUUUUGGCGAGAGAGUAUUUCACGGGGUUUUAUUUUCACGAUUUUAACACGCAAAUGCGAAAUAUUCUCGAUUUAAGCGUUCUCAGCUUCACUUUAUUUUCUAAAAGAGUCUGAAAGUUUCCAAAUCUCAAGGUAAACUGGAAAAACAAAGUGUUAAAGCUUCAUAAAUUAACGCUAUUUCACUUACUGAAGAUACAAAACGGAGCUUACUAGUGAAAGCAGUUAACAAGUUAUAUUUUCGAUAGAUAUCAUGUAGUUUGUUGCUAUUAUAAGUUACUAAUUUUUUCUGCGAUUUGAGUUUUCUAUAUAAGUCUUCAAUUUCGCAGGUCUUUAUUUUGGCAAUUUUUUGCAGUCGCGAAAAAUACGAAAUUAAAAACCCGCGAAAUUAAGUACCAAUAAGUUAGUCAAUAAAUAUCAGUAGUGGAGGCGGGAGGGGUUGGGUCAUUGUUUCUGUUAGCUUUUGCGUUACUUUAACCUACACACGAGUAACGGGUCAAAUUAUUCGGUAGAAAAGUAAGGUUUGGGUAGUUGUUAAAAAUCCUUUAAACCCUUCAUAAUCAGAAACUGACCAGAACAACUCUAUAAGGUCUGUAAUUUUUAUAUGCCAUGGUCCGGUUAAAAUGUGCUGAUCUUUUCAAACAAGAGGCAGUUUUGUUUUCUAGGCGUUACAGAUAAAUAAAUCCUAACUUCUUAAGUCUAAUAGCUAAAUUUACAGGCAAGAGCAUUUAAAAAUAAUUGAGUUAGUUGUUUCUAAGACAAGGUCUACGAGGAAAUUUACUGCUUUCUUCACGAGAGUGUAUUAACCCCUUUAGAACCUUUCGCAUGUGAACGGUAACUGUAAAUGCGCUAGUUUGCAUUCCUACGCGAACUUUAGAACUAUUAAAUGUAGUCGUGUGGAAAAAGCACAAAAUAGUUCGGGAAAAGACCCCUACCACCGCCCCCUUUAUACUUUCUUGUCAUUACCUUAUGUUUUUUCCGUCCACGGUCUGUUGGGUUUUGGUGUUGGAUAAACAACGCCUUGGGAUAAUUUCGUUGCUUUCUCAAGGGCCGUAGCAAAUGCAUUUGAGGUGCUAUCAUGUCCGUCCCGAGGAAAUUGGUUAUGCCCGAAUUCGAUUUCAAGUGACAACCAUGAAAAAUGUCAAUACUAAUGCAUGCUUUGUUUCGGUGGAGUGAGCUUUUUGUUUUUAGAUGCAAAUAUUUGCGUAUUGGCCUCGUACUGUUAUUAUAAUUACUCUUUGUUUGUCAUGAUGAAUGCAAGGCAGUUCAUAAACCUUGUAUGCUGGAGUUUGUUUACGGUAAAUGUUUGAGAUUUGACACGUUACCCUUAAUCUGCACGAAAACAGGGUUGACGAAACAAGUUCAGUUAAAGAAAAAGAGUUAAGUUGCAGGCUUCAUUUGGUUGUUGUCUUAGGCAGAAAAUGUUGGAUUUCUUUCCACACAACACCUCAUGCGUAGCACUUAAUUUUAGAGGGUGUUAUGGCACAUUACAAGCAAGCUUAUAUUUCACGGUAAGAGAUGGUAUAAGAAGGCGAUCUCCCAUUCAUAAACCUGUCAUUUAGCCGUAGAAAAUCAAUAAAAUAUCGAGGUAGAUAUCUGUGCAGGCUGGGCGAAAUUGGAUUUAUUUUUACAAGACUUCAAAUGUGAAAUAAUCCAUGUAGAGAUGCCAGGGCAAAGCGGUGGAGGCUAGGACUUUCACGAAAUUAAUUUGUUAAUAACACUGCUAAAAACUACGCGGGAAACAGCGAGCGAGAGGCGCAACACAUUUCAAUAUCAAAGUGAAUAUUCUCCGCAGGCCAACUCGUGUUUUAAUGACAGCUGAUUUAUAAUGAAUUGUAAAGACAAUAGUCUAGAACAAUGCCAUACAGGACAAGUAAAACAAUAGACAUCAAUAUUUGAACAACUGCCCGUCGAUUCCACCAAUCCCUGCAGUCGCACCGUACAAACCAAGCUGCGUUUUAAUUGAAAAGUGUCUAGAAUCUAUGCAAAUUAACUUGUGGGUAUAAUAUUGUUGGCUCCACCACACAUUUUGCAUUAUUGAUUAAAGAAAGGUGUUUGGACUUCGUUUCUCUCCUGAAAUUUUCUCUGUUUUUGACUAAAUAAAAACUAUGACAGUCUAUUUAUUUUCCUUCCUUCAAUAUUGUUUUUCGGUUUUCAAGAACAUUAAAAACUGAAAUGUUGAGAGAGAGCGUGUUUUAACUUCCUCUUCUUUCACUUCAUUUCUCUUGAUCUUUUAGUAAAAGACCCCAGUGCAAUUAUUUCCUCUCAUAAAAGGUCAAAACACUCGGCGAUACUUGGAAAUAUAGCCAAAAAAUAAAUGUUCACAUCUGACUCAUAAUUGCCUCUAGCUAUUUUUUUUUAAUGUCAGACUGCUUGGCGACACUACUAUUCCCGGGUAAUGUAAGAUAAGAAUAAAAUAAAACCUGAACGAAUUACGAAUUGAUUUCAUCGAAGGAAUAAUCCUUGCAGCCUGCCACUGUCGACGGUUUGGUUUAAACUGGGCUUGGGAUAAAAGUUAGUUAAGUAACGUGCGUUCUGAAAAGAAGACGUCAACUUCCUGGCAUAAUGUAGUACAGUUACCUCUUCCUUUAGCCUAAACUGAAGAGGAAUAACUUUUUUUGGCCUGCGGGGUCAAUUUUCAUAAUUGGUUAUUCCUGUUUACAUUUCACUUUUGAAGCUCAGCUUGAAGAAAAUGGCAAUUACAUAGAAUUAUGGUGGUCACGCGUUUUCAUCUUGCGCACCUGACCUUUGGAACAAUCUUCGUCUUGAUGUAGGCUGCGUAGCAGGCGCUAGGAAUUAAAUGGGCGCAAGAAAAAACGCGCGCGCGAGAAGGAGACACGCGCACGUUCUUUCUUGUGCUCAUUUACUUCCUAUCGCCUGCUACGCAGGCUAUCUUGAUGUGAGAAUCCCUGCGUCUGCUUAGUCAUCUAAAACCAGGCUUAAAACUUCUAUUUAUUGCGAGCCUGUAUAAUAGUUUGAAUCAGUACUUUUUAAUUAUCUAGAAUUUUUGCAAUUUUCUGUUAAACUUUUCGGUCUCGAUUUCAUAUUGAAAGAGCAUCGAGAUUUUCAUGUAAUGCGCGAGAAAUAAAUUAUUAUAUUUAUUAUUAUUAUUAUUUUAUAUUAUUAUUACUAUUAUUUAAAUUAAGGCACCUAUUUGACAGCUGUCAACUUUGUUACCCUGACACGACAGACAAGUGUUCUAAAGAUAUUACUUUUCAUGAGACGUGUUCUAUUUAUACAACUUCAAUUGAUUUGUGAUGAGUUGUCUUGGAGGAACUAGCAAUUUAAAAUCGACAUUUAGUCUGCCUGGCAAGCCUUUUGGCGGCAUUGAAGAGUCUUCCGCUUCGUGGCUGAAUAAAGCAAAAUCCCUCAUUAUUUGUUCACGCGCCAACUUUUGCACCCGCUGAAGAGCGGAAAACUCUCUAGUUACAAUGUCCCUUAGCCAGCUCUAGUUCCAGGUCCAGAUUCUCGAGGUAUCGACAAUAAACGGGAGCGAUUAAAACGGUGGAAGAUUGGAGAGACCAUAGGAGGGCUUCCUUUCCCUGCCUUGGUUAUUUUUUCUGUCGCUGUCCUUCUCAUUCCGUCCUGUUCUGCACUGUGUUAACGCUUAUAACACACAGAACAUGCAAGUGGCGCUAUACGACGCAAGCUAAAUAACUAUUGUUGCGUGCACUGUGUGAAGGCUUAAAACAGGCUUAUUGGUGCUAUGAUACGUAAGGUGAUGGACAAUUUGUUUUCGUACGCUGUACAAACGCUUAGAAUGGGCUGAUCGGCGCUAUGCUGCGCAAGCUAAUCAAAAAUUUCUUUCGUAAUUGUGAACACGCUUAGAAUAGGCUCAGUGGCGCUCUACUUCGCAAAGUUAUCAACAAUUUGUUUCGUGAAUGGAUGCGUUAAAAUAAUUUUACCUCGCUUGUAACUCGUACAUGAAGGCUGUUACAAGGUGUCAUUCAAAUGUAAAUUGAUUGCAGCUCCCUUAAAAACUCGAAAUAUAAGAGGAACGUUGUGAAGUUAGACUGUUCACACUCCCCUAUUUAUCCGUAAGAUCGCCGAGACCGAGCGCGUCGCGUUGCGGGCGGUCUAUUCAUCGUGGUUUCAAAAUGUUAGGAGGCGAGCUUCCCCUUGGUGCAUUUGAAACCAAGAUAGUUGCCGUAACUAUGAGCGUUCCAGAAUCUAGAGGAUCUUACGGAAAAAUAGUGGACUGUAAACAGUCAGUGGAAGGUUUUAUGGUGGUUAAACCUCAAGCUUCUUUCUAAUACGUGCUUUCUUUGUACGCAGAUCUAUCAAUACAUCCAGAGCCGGUUUUACCGCUCACCAGAAGUGCUUCUUGGUGUACCUUACGAUCUCGCUAUCGACAUGUGGAGUUUGGGUUGUAUUCUUGUGGAAAUGCAUACCGGAGAACCGCUCUUCAGUGGGGCGAACGAGGUGAGAAUUACAUGAAGUACUAAUAAAAAUUGCACCGUAAUUUGGAGGGAGUUAUUAUAACUCCAAAAAUGGAGUAAAAAUUUUAGGUACAGGAUAACCCCUUUUUUGGGGUUAUUUUAACUCCUAAUUUAACUCCGAAUUUGGGUUCAUUUUUACUCCUGAAAAAGAGUUCUUUUUACUCCCAGUCUGGAGUUAAAAUAACUCCGAAAUGGGGUUAAUUUUACUCCUUACAUGGGUUGUUUUUACUCUUUUUGGAGUUAAUUUAACUCUGAAAGUAGAGUAAAAAUUUUAGGUACAGGAUAACUCCUUUUUUGGGGUUAUUUUAACUCCUCAAUAUCUUGGGUCACUUUUACUCCUGAAAAAGAGUUUUUGGAGUUAAAUAACUCCCCCCAAAAUAACUCCACUGUAAAGAGUUGAAUUAGCCCCACUAGAGGAGUUAUUAUAACUCCUUGAAAAUUACUGUGUGAACAAAUAAGUAAAUAAAUAAACGGAUAAUAAAUACAAUAUCAUACAAACUUUAAUGACACUCCCUAAAGAGGGUAAAGAGGGCUUUUAAGUGACAGUCAUUAUUAAUUUACGAGAUAGUACGUCAGAACGAUAGUAAAUCUAAAAAUUACAAUCAUACUAUGGUUUAUAUAAAAGAGUAAGAAAGCUAAAAAUAGUCACUAGAAUUACAAGGUAAAAAUAAAUGGGGACGUUUGUGACACAAAAUUUAACCCCUCCCUCCCCCCAAAGAUCAUAAGCUAAGACCGACAAGAAAGAAAAGCGGCGAAUAAAUUCGCUGUGAACAGAGUUGCAGAGUUUAAAUGAAGAAAUAAAUAAUGAUUUAAUGGUUCUUGGUCUACCUGAUUCCUGGUCGAACUGGAAUUUGGAAAUGUUGGUUUUUGGGGAGAGGGGAAAACCGAAGUAGCCUGAGGUAAAAGGGAAACAACCAACAUAUGGCGGCGACGCCGGGAUUUGAAACUCAUGCCAUGUGCCAUGUAGGAGGUGAGAGGUAUCCAUUCUAGUCACAAUCAGAACAUGAAGUGUUUUCUUUAAAAGUCUGACAGGAAAGUUCCGCUUUCAUGGCGACUAUUAUGACAGAAAACAUCAUCACGUUUAUCUCGAGUCUCUCAGCGCCGGUUAAAAGCUUUCAAAUGGAGCAAAUUGUUCACUUUGCUUUUUUUUGUUGUAGUUUGAUCAAAUGAUGAAAAUUGUGGAGGUUUUGGGCCUUCCACCGAAACACAUGCUAGAGGGUGCCCCCAAGGCUAGAAAGUUUUUCGAUCGAUUGGCAGAUGGCAGCUACGUCUGUAAGAGUAGCAAAGACGGAAAGAAGGUAAGCAAAUGUAUUAAUUUCAUAUACUUUUUCUUCAGUCGUAUUGAUUCCUGUUGAUGCGUUGCGCGCGUUGUGUGUCCACGCGAAAAGCGAUAUUCCACGCUUUUUGUUGUUUAUCUCAAUGGAGAAAAAGAAGAGAUCACAGAACCGAAUUGUCUCGUAUCCUCUCUUGGAGAUCACACGUAGUUAAGCCUUCAAGCGUAUGGCCCUUAGUGGUUGUGCUUAAAUACAGAUUUUACUGUAUUUCUGCUCUGUAAAGCAUGACUUUUUCUCCUUGUAAAUCCUGAAGAGAGCAGGCAAAGGAGACAUGUCUAUCCCAUAUCUCCGAUACGUCUUGUCGGCUCACACGGGUUCACCUUGUCGUGAACAAAUCGGUUCAGUCAUUCGAAGUGUACAGUUAAAGACGGUUUUGCUCGUUUGCAAGCAAGCUCUCUCAUUUAAGAGCUUGCUCACAGGUUAUGGUUCUUGAACCUCUGCCUCCAUCUCCACCGUUUUUUUCUGCCUCAAACUUUCUCUAGCCAGCGAAUACAGCCUUCUUCCCUCGCUCCUCGCCGCCAGAGUCGUUUCUAGGAUCAGGGAGCAAGGAGAGAAGGCUGUAUUCACAGGUUAAGCUUUGUCGCGCCUCAGGCGCUUUGGAUAAAACAAGUGCUUCCCAGCCUAUUCGUUUAAGAAGAAUUAUCCACAGGCCCUGUCUGCUUAGGGUCUGGUUUUCCUAGAAGACUAUAAUUUACGUAAAAACUGUGUUUUCCCCAAGGAAUAUCGACCCCCCGGAACACGGAAGCUCCACGAUGUUUUAGGAUGUGAGACAGGUGGCCCGGGAGGGCGGAGACAGGGAGAAUCUGGGCACACGCUCCAGGACUAUUUAAAAUUCAAAGACCUUGUUUUGCGCAUGCUAGAAUUUGACCCCAAGGCGCGUAUAGCGCCUUACCAAGCUUUGCAACAUUGCUUCUUCAAAAAGACUGCCGACGAAAGCACAAACACUUCUCAUUCUGCUAAUUCUUCACCCGCCAUGGGCGGAACUACGAACAGGACUGUUGGGGCGAGCACAAAUAGCGCUGCUUCUUCCAGCACUGGUACGCGCGCAUGUUCAGACCCCACCAACCGCGGUACUGUCACGUCAUCAGCUAUGGAAUGUGACAGUCCCGGUGGAAAAGGACCGCAGGCUUGGAGCAACGCGGGCGCGGGCAUUUCUUCGAAUUUUAAGCGAAACACAGAGAGAACUUGUAAUAAUUCUGAUUCAAGAAUCGCCACUCAUGGACUUAAACAAACUUCUACAUUGCCUGUCGCACAUAGCGAUGGCUCGUCCGCGUACAGUUCUUCCUCUAUUAACGCAUCUGUGCAUAGUGGUGAGGCAGGACGAAGCCAGGGGCGGGAUUUCGGCAUUGGCGGAGGAAUGUACUGCAGCUCAGAAACUGCAUCGAAUUACUCAUCAUCUUCGUCUUGUAAUUCAAUGACUGUCGAGCCGCAUGGGGCAGUCGGAGGGGGAGUGCUUCCCCCAGAAGCCUUCACACAGCUGAACUACUCUGCGACAAAUUUAUCGCUUAAUCCAGGGGAACACGAGGUAAAUUGCGUGGGAUCCUCAACGACUAUUCCAAAUUCGUUGGCGAAUCCAAGGGCACUUCCAUUGGGACAUCGCAGGGAUUAUGUUCAUCAGCAUUCAACGGGGGAUGAAUCUCCCAUGGUGGGAGUUUGUGUACAACAAAGCCCGGUUGUUAGCAACUAA
Messenger RNA from Porites evermanni, 16894 nucleotides. NCBI's taxonomy places the organism in Eukaryota, Metazoa, Cnidaria, Anthozoa, Scleractinia, Poritidae. The record is from the annotation of a GenBank genome assembly.